AUGGUGGAGGCACCCCCCGACCCCGAGACCGUCCUGGUGCUGGGGAAGAUGGGCUUCCAGCUGGGGCCGCUGCUGGCUCACGGUGCCUACUGGGAGGUGCAUGAGGGUGCAGCCCCCCCACUGUGGCACAAGGUGGCCGUCAAGGUCAUCUCCAAAAGGAAGGUCUUGAAAGGCUUGUGCCACAAGCACCUCAUCACGCUGUACCAAGGCAUGGAGAUGAGGAUGGGCUUCUACCUCCUCAUGGAGCUGGCCCCCUCGGGGAGCAUCCUGGAGUGGGUGUAGAGCCAGGGGCCCUGCUCCCAGGGCCAGGCAGGGCUCUGGUUCUCCCAGCUGCUCCUCACUCUAGCCUACCUGCACAGCAGGGCCAUCGUCCACCGGUGGACCUGUCCCAAGACCCUGCAGGCGCAGCCCUGCGACCCCUUCCUGGCAGACACCUGGAGCGCCGGGGUCAUCCUCUAUGCCCUGCUCCGGGGCUGCAUGCCCUUCGAUGCCACCGACCUGCAGUGCCUCCUGUGCCAGACCUAG
Molecule: messenger RNA, 525 nt
Organism: Nipponia nippon (crested ibis)
Lineage: Eukaryota; Metazoa; Chordata; Aves; Pelecaniformes; Threskiornithidae
Source: RefSeq, a predicted model, not a curated record